Molecule: messenger RNA, 998 nt
Organism: Cyphomyrmex costatus
Lineage: Eukaryota; Metazoa; Arthropoda; Insecta; Hymenoptera; Formicidae
Exons: 4
Coding region: 150-998 (282 amino acids)
Biological process (GO): embryonic morphogenesis
Cellular component (GO): tRNA-splicing ligase complex; extracellular matrix
Source: RefSeq, a predicted model, not a curated record
CAAUAUAUAUGUACGUCCGAUAGUGGGACAUGAUAACGGCAGCCCGAUAGGCGAUAACUGAGACUGAAUUGCGCCACUUAUGUGAGAGAUGACCGUUGUGAGAAAUGAUCAUCUGUGAUUUUUUCUUCUGACCCAAGGAAGCAUAGAUAAUGUGGAAACUAGGCAUACACGAGCUCACACAUCCAGAAUCGCUGUCAGAACACCAGCUUCGCGAGAUUCUGGAAAACAGUUGUAUUCAGAAUCUUAAAUUUGAAAAACUACGUAAAAGUGAAUUACUCGAAAUGUAUAAACGAGUUGCAAUGCCUUUACCUCAGCGGCAACGUGGAAAUGCAAAAAACACAGUUGAUAUGACAACAGAAAAUUCUGUUACAGUUGUAAGUGAUAAUGAUACAUGUAGCUUAGCUAUAGAUUUGAACAAAGGAAAUAAGAGGAUAUUCCAAACAUCUCAUCCUCAGAUAGAUUUAUUAAAACCUUCCUUUAAUGAUCAAAAGUCAAUGAGCAAGAAGAUUCGAUUAUGUUCAACGCCAAAAGUGGAAAUUGGAUGCAAUGGAAUUUAUAAACGCAAUUAUGGAGAACAGAGUGAGUUAACAAUCUUAGCUGGAGCAGUGCUCGCGAUAUGCAGAGGCGCGGUCAUCCCAUCGUUAGCUUUCCCAGCUGUUCCAGCAGUUCCAACUGGCCCAGUCAUUCCGACUACUCUGGCCGCACAGCCGGCUUUGCCAGUUGCUGCAAUUGAUGCCACAAAUUACGAUCCUCAUCCUCAGUACAGUUACUCCUACGAUGUCCAAGAUAUAUUGACUGGUGAUGCGAAGAGUCAGCACGAGAGCAGAGAUGGUGACAUCGUCAGCGGCAGUUACAGUUUCAUCGAGGCCGAUGGUACCAGGCGAAUCGUCGAAUAUACAGCUGAUCCCGUGAACGGAUUCAACGCCGUGGUCCGUCGGGAGCCUCUGGCAGUGGUGAAACCCGUCGUUAAGGUUGCCCCGUCCCCGCUCAUUUAUUAG